CUUCUUCCCUUGCGACCGCUGCGCACCGAGCAUGGAGCCUGCCUGAGACGGCCCGUGGGCUCCGGCAGCUGCUGCGGCAGCACAACAUGGAGGCGGCGCCGCCGCCGCUCCCGCUGCUGCUGCUGCUGAGACUCCUGGCCGCCUCGGUGCUGCGGUGCGAGCCGGGCUCGGCCGGAGCAUCCCCCUAUCUGCUUUUUGCCAACCGGCGGGAUGUUCGACUUGUGGAUGCUGGAGGCAUGAAGCUGGAGUCUACUGUGGUGGUCAGUGGUUUAGAGGAUGCUGCUGCGGUUGACUUCCAGUAUUCACAAGGCAUCGUUUUCUGGACAGAUGUGAGUGAAGAAGCCAUCAAGCAAACUUACAUUAACCAAACUGGGAAUGUGGUGCAGAAUGUCAUCAUUUCUGGUCUGGUUUCCCCGGAUGGCCUGGCCUGUGAUUGGAUUGGGCAAAAACUUUACUGGACGGAUUCAGAAACCAAUAGGAUAGAAGUAGCUAAUCUCAAUGGAACAUCUAGAAAAGUCCUCUUCUGGCAAGACCUUGAUCAGCCCAGGGCAAUAGCUUUGGAUCCUGCUCAUGGAUACAUGUAUUGGACUGACUGGGGUGAAACACCCAGAAUAGAACGGGCAGGAAUGGACAGCAGCACACGAAAAAUAAUUGUUGAUUCAGAUAUUUACUGGCCAAAUGGACUCACAAUAGAUCUUGAUGAGCAGAAACUUUACUGGGCUGAUGCAAAACUGAGUUUCAUUCAUAGGGCAAAUCUAGAUGGUUCCUUUAGGCAAAAAGUCGUUGAAGGUAGUCUUACUCAUCCCUUUGCACUGACGUUGUCUGGGGACACUUUGUAUUGGACAGACUGGCAAACCCGCUCCAUUCAUGCCUGUAACAAAAGGACGGGAGAAAAAAGGAGAGAAAUAUUAUCUGCCCUAUAUUCGCCAAUGGAUAUCCAGGUCUUAAGUCCAGAUCGGCAGCCAUAUUUUCACACUCCAUGUGAAGAAAACAAUGGUGGUUGCUCCCAUCUGUGCCUGCUGUCUCCAAGAGAACCCUUCUACAGCUGUGCCUGUCCCACUGGUGUGCAGCUAGAAGACGAUGGCAGGACAUGCAAAUCAGGUGCUGAAGAAGUCUUGCUGCUUGCUAGAAGGACUGACUUGAGGAGGAUUUCCCUGGACAUGCCGGAUUUCACUGACAUCAUUCUGCAGAUAGACAAUAUUAGACAUGCAAUUGCUAUAGACUACGAUCCUGUGGAAGGCUACAUCUACUGGACUGAUGAUGAUGUUCGGGCAAUUAGUCGGGCCUACCUUGAUGGUUCUGGAGCACAGACUCUGGUAACUACAGAAAUCAACCAUCCAGAUGGUAUUGCUGUGGAUUGGGUGGCAAGGAACCUGUACUGGACUGAUACUGGAACAGACCGCAUUGAAGUGACCCGAUUAAAUGGGACAUCAAGAAGGAUCCUUAUCUCAGAAAACCUAGAUGAACCUCGAGCAAUAGUGCUCAAUCCUGUAAUGGGCUACAUGUAUUGGACGGACUGGGGUGAAAGUCCGAAAAUAGAAUGUGCUUAUUUGGAUGGCUCAGAAAGGCGAGUUCUGGUGAAUACAUCCCUAGGUUGGCCUAAUGGCUUGGCACUGGAUUUUGAAAAAGACAAGCUUUACUGGGGAGAUGCAAAAACAGAUAAAAUCGAGAUACCAGGAAUGCUUUGUUCUGUGGCCUCAGAUGCUGAAGGAGCAGAAGAGUCGUAUCUGCAGCCUUCCUGUAGAGAGGAGUGGACUAGACGGACAGCAACAUUGACCAAAGUCAUAAAUGUUGAUGGAACAAUGAGGAAAACUCUCCUUGAAGAUAAGCUUCCACAUAUAUUUGGGUUCACACUGCUAGGAGAUUACAUAUACUGGACUGACUGGCAAAGACGAAGCAUUGAAAGAGUACACAAGAUAAAGGCUAGCAGAGACAUCAUUAUUGAUCAACUGCCAGACUUAAUGGGCCUCAAAGCAACAAGUGUUACUAAAGUGUUUGGAACUAAUUCAUGUUCAGAGAACAACGGAGGCUGCAGCCAUCUGUGUUUCUUUACACCUCUGGAGACCAAAUGUGCCUGUCCCGUUGGCCUUGAGCUGCUGAGUGACUUGAAGACUUGCAUAAUUCCUGAAGCUUUCUUAGUUUUCACAAGCAGAGCAGCAAUUCAUAGGAUUUCCCUUGAAACCAAUAAUAAUGAUGUUGCAAUUCCUCUUACUGGAGUCAAGGAAGCAUCUGCUCUGGAUUUUGAUGUCUCUGAUAACAGAAUAUAUUGGACUGAUGUUAGUUUGAAGACCAUAAGCCGAGCUUUCAUGAAUGGGAGUUCUGUUGAACAUGUGAUUGAGUUUGGGCUAGAUUAUCCUGAGGGAAUGGCUGUUGACUGGAUGGGAAAGAACCUCUACUGGGCAGAUACUGGCACCAAUCGCAUUGAAGUAGCCCGCCUUGAUGGACAGUAUCGGCAGGUCCUUUUGUGGAAGGACUUGGACAAUCCAAGGUCUCUGGCUCUUGAUCCUACCAAAGGGUAUAUGUACUGGACUGAAUGGGGAGGUAAACCUAGAAUAGUUCAAGCAUAUAUGGAUGGAACAAACAGCAUCACUUUGGUGGAUAAAGUGGGUCGUGCCAAUGACCUCACUAUUGAUUACGAGGACCAAAGGCUAUACUGGACUGACUUAGACACAAGCAUGAUUGAGUCAUCAAAUAUGCUAGGACAAGAACGAGAAAUCAUAGCAGAUGAUCUACCUCAUCCAUUCGGAUUAACCCAAUAUAGUGACUACAUCUACUGGACAGACUGGAAUCUUCAUAGCAUAGAAAGAGCAGACAAGACCAGUGGGAAGAACAGGACACUUAUUCAGGGCCACCUGGAUUUCGUGAUGGAUAUUUUGGUUUUCCAUUCUUCACGUCAGGAUGGCUUGAAUGAUUGUAUGCAAAAUAAUGGCCAUUGUGGUCACUUGUGCCUUGCCAUACCAAAUGGAUACAGGUGUGGCUGUGCUGCUCAUUAUACCCUGGAUCCCAACAACAGAAACUGUAGCUCCCCUGCCAGCUUCCUAUUGUUUAGCCAGAAAUCUGCAAUCAGCCGGAUGAUACCAGAUGAUCAGCAAAGUCCAGAUAUCAUCCUGCCUAUGCAUGGUCUGAGGAAUGUCAAGGCUAUUGAUUAUGAUCCCUUAGAUAAAUUGAUCUACUGGGUGGAUGGACGUCAGAAUAUUAUAAAACGGGCCAAAGAUGAUGGCACCCAGCCUUUCACUGUUGUGAGCACUCCAAACCAAAGCCAGAACCUAGAGAAGCAGCCACAUGACCUCAGCAUUGAUAUAUAUAGCCAUACCUUGUACUGGACCUGUGAGACCACAAAUUCAGUUAAUGUCCACAGGCUGAAUGGUGAAUCAAUUGGGAUGGUGCUGCGAGGAGAUCAUGACAGGCCCAGAGCCAUUGUGGUGAACGCAGAGCGAGGAUACAUGUACUUCACCAAUAUGCAAGAGCGAGCUCCCAAAAUUGAGCGUGCAGCCCUUGAUGGCACAGAGAGAGAAGUGCUUUUUACAACUGGGUUGAUUCGACCAGUAGCACUGGUGAUCGACAAUGAGCUUGGAAAGCUUUUCUGGGUGGAUGCAGAUCUGAAACGCAUUGAAAGCUGUGACUUGUCAGGUGCUAAUCGUGUGACCCUCGAGGACUCCAACAUCCUUCAGCCAAUGGGACUCACUGUGCUGGGGAAUCACUUGUAUUGGAUUGAUCGUCAGCAGCAGAUGAUUGAGAGAGUAGAGAAAACAAAUGGGUACAAAAGAACUAGAGUUCAAGGCCGGAUUGCUCACCUAACAGGCAUUCAUGCUGUGGAAGAGCUUGAUGUGGAGGAAUUCUCUGGGCAUCCAUGCUCCCAUGAUAAUGGUGGGUGUUCGCACAUCUGUAUUGCCAAGGGGGAUGGGACUCCAAGAUGUUCAUGCCCAGAGCACCUUGUGCUUCUACAGAAUCUCUUAACAUGUGGAGAACCUCCAACUUGUUCACCAGACCAGUUUACCUGUGCAACUGGAGAGAUUGACUGUAUCCCAAUGGCAUGGCGGUGUGAUGGGUUUCCAGAGUGUGAUGACCAGAGUGAUGAAGAUAGUUGCCCCAUUUGCUCUGCAUCCCAGUUUCAGUGUGAGAAAGGACAGUGUAUCGAUGCAAACUUGCGGUGUAAUGGAGAAAUUGACUGCCAAGAUAAAUCUGAUGAAGUGGAUUGUGAUACAGUUUGUCUACCCAAUCAGUUCCGAUGUGCAAGCAGCCAGUGCAUCCUCCAGAAGCAACAGUGUGACUCCUUUUCAGAUUGUGUUGACGGUUCUGAUGAGCUCAUGUGUGAAAAAACAAAGUCAGCCUCAGAUGAGUCACAGCCACACAACAGUGCCAUUGGUCCUGUCAUUGGUAUAAUAUUGUCACUUUUUGUCAUGGGAGGAAUGUAUUUUGUUUGCCAGCGAGUGGUGUGUCAGCGCUAUGCUGGGCCCAGUAGUCCCUUUCCACACGAGUAUGUCAGUGGCACCCCUCAUGUGCCUCUUAAUUUUAUUGCACCAGGAAGUUCUCAGCAUGGCACUUUUACUGGCAUCUCUUGCGGAAAGUCCAUGAUUAGCUCCAUGAGUCUCAUGGGAGGAAGCAGUGGUGCUCCCUUGUAUGACAGAAACCAUGUUACCGGAGCCUCUUCAAGUAGCUCAUCCAGCACUAAAGCCACUUUCUACCCACAGAUCUUGAACCCACCUCCUUCCCCAGCUACUGAUCGCUCCCUGUAUAAUGCAGAGAUGUUUUAUUCCUCAAACAUUCCUUCAACCACGAGAUCGUACAGGCCAUACCUUGUACAAGGGAUAGCUCCACCCACAACCCCAUGCAGCACAGAUGUUUGUGACAGUGAUUAUACUACUAGUCGAUGGAAGGCAAACAAAUACUAUAUUGAUUUAAACUCAGACUCAGACCCUUAUCCCCCUCCACCCACACCUCGCAGUCAGUACAUGUCAGCAGAAGAAAGUUGCCCUCCAUCUCCUGCCACAGAACGAAGCUAUUUUCACCUCUAUCCCCCUCCACCCUCUCCUUGUACAGACUCCUCCUGACCUCAACAGAAGGAACUUUUCCUGUAAAUAUUUUAAAAUAUGAACAGAUUUUAAAAAUAUAUUCUAUGAUUUUAAAACAAAUUGGGGUGUCAAUUUAAAAAAAGAAAUGUGAAUAAAAAUGGGUGGGAGGGAUGGGGCUGUGAACAACUGUACAGAGGAAGAAUAUUUAUAAAAUUGGUGGAUUGUUUUACUUAAUUUCUAUUCUUUUGUGCCAUAUUUGCCUUUUUGGAAUAAUGAAAAUUACUCAGUCUCCAAAGGAUCUGGGAAGGGAAUGUUGAACCUUUUUGCAUUUUUAAGUCACCUUUUUACAUGCAAAGUGUUUGCAGAGGCAUGCAGCAAGAGGACAUGGGGCAAUGGUUUAAAAUUUGAAGAGGGGAGAUUUAGAUUAGGUGUUAGGAGGAAAUUCUUUACUGUGAGGGUGGUAAGCCACUGGAACAGGUUGCCUGGGGAAGUCCCAUCCCUGGCAGUAUUCAAGACCAGGUUGGAUGGGGCUCGAUCUAAUGGGAGGUGUCCCUGCCCGUGCAGGGGGAUUGGAUCUAGAUGAUCCUUAAGGUUCCUUCCAACCCUAACCUUUCUAUGAUUCUACAAUAAGUGUAAUUAAUUAUUUAUAUUAAUGUAAGCCAAGAAAGCAAAGUGGCUUGUGGGAGAAGGAGUCUAAGGAAUGAUGUACAUUUAUUCAAAGAGAAGAAAAACAUGUUUAAAUAAAAUUUUUAGUUUCUUGUCUCUUCACUACCACUGAGAGAAAAUGUGCAAAGAUCACAGACCUCAGAUGCUCCUCUUUGUAAGUGAGUUGAAUGCUUCCCAGCGGGACUUGUAUGCUGACGCUUGGAUUUCAAAUCUUCCUCUCCACUUGCUUAACACUGAACUGGAAGAACACUUCUUUUGGCCAAAACUUCCAGCUUAACUAGGCCCACAGAAAUCAUGCUCUACCUCAUGUCAGUGCCACUCUACACAAAGCCAAUUCUGGAAGUGACUCAAUCUAAAAAAGAUAACCAGCCCUAAACCACUUGGUUUAGCUCCAAUCAGUUCCCCAGUUCACUAGGUGAAGGGUAGCAAAAGCAGUUGUGUUGACCUGUGGGUAAGUGCAAGGGUCAAGUUUAAAGACGUAGUUAAGCUAAGAGAAACACCUGACAAACUGUUUGAUGACUGACUUGGAAGAGACUGUAAUAGUUAGCUGCUUCCUCUUUUUCCCAGAAGUCCAGUAAUUCACUGUGCCAGACCUCUGAGAUGUUCAUCUGUAUUGACUUCAUCAGAAAAUUGCUGAAUCUCUGUUCAGUUUCCAAAGUGGAGUGAUACAGACAUUUGUAUUCAUUUAAAUAAGGAAAGUUGUUUGUUUUUUGAUGGGUUUUUGUAGAAAAUGGCAUAGCUCAAAACAAAAAUGUUUGCCAGUCAGACAGUUUAGUAAUAUCUCAUAAUAAUUUUCCACAAAAUUAGUUCAGAAUUAGAAGUAGACAGAAAAAGCAUAAGGGAGGAAGGAGACAAAUACUUAAAUCUAGUUGUGUUGAAAUAAAAAAGAUAAACUCUCAUACAAACUCUUGUAACCAAAGGACAUCAAAAUCAGCAAAGUGCUCAUGUUCCCAACUCCUACAAAAAAAAAAACCCUUUGGGAAUGGGGGACUAGGAUCUGUCCCUUUCCAAAUGCAGAAGAUAAAUUUUUGCUUUGAUUGCUCUCUUGCAGUAACAAAUCAGAUUGGGUGUUGUAUGGCACUUUACGAAUUCAGGUCUGGUGAUGAUAAUGUGACUACCUGUUUGGGACAUCUGAGGGAAGUUUUGAAUAUGCAAAUUUGCAUCUGUUUCUGCAGCUGCUGAGCAACAGAUUUGUUAGGCCUUUGACAGCCUUAAUAUUGUUGGCAACAAUGAAAACUUUUCUUGUUUGAACUUAAAUUGUACUUGGGUUUGGGUCUUUUAGAAAGUUAUUUAAACGGUGUAACUCUGGGACAGAGAUCUUGCUUGUGGUGGUGAAGGGGCUGGGACCACAGUGUUCUGAUCCAGUUUGUUUUUUUAGACUUAGUCCAGUUGUGUUCUUCCUAUCUAUGUUGUUCAAGGAUAGGAUUUGUGCUGUUACUGGUACAUUACUAAAACUCUUCAAGAAGCUUUUACCACCUUCAUGUUUAAAUUGGCACUUGAGAGUCUGAUUCCAAAGAAGAUGCUCACUAUUUUUCAUGGAGAAAAAUGCAGCAUUGAAGUUUAGGAAUAUGUUCAUUCCCCAUUAUCAACAUUAGUAAUACUGUAGUAUGCCAAGAGGGACGAGAUUGUAGGUUGUUACUCUUAGAAUGACUUGGCAGAUAUCUGAAAAAGUAUUAAUGGUUCAGUGAAACAAAGAAAUUCUCAUGUGUUCAUGUUCCAUGAACUAAAUUAGAUCCACAGGGUAUUUUAUGUACCACAUCAAUCAUAUAAAGGAGUACUUGUUCUGCAUUACAGCAGUUAGUUUCAUGUCAUAUGUAAUUUUGUGCAUGAUAAAUAUCCACUAUUUAUAGUAUUCAUUAAUUUAGUUGCUUUGUGUUACAGUUCUAGUUUAGAGACAUAUUACAUUACUUUAUCUGUAUUCCUGUGGUGACACUGGAUGCAAAAUUACUUUUUUUUUUCUACUCAUUAAACCACUGAUCUUUUUGCAGAGGCACAAUCCUGUAACAGUCAUAACCACUUCAUCUGAAGACUUGUAUCCUAUUACAAAGUUUGGAGUUGAGUCCAAGAAAAUUAAUAUUCUUGCUGAGAGCUAAACUGUCUAAAGAGUCAUAUUCUUCUGGAGCUUGACUGUUCAAAAUGAAGGAAACACUUGCUGAAUGAGGUUGGAUUAAUUGCAUACAUUUUGUUUUCAGCUGAACAUUCAUAGCCUCCUGCUGCUGCUUUCUGAGAAAUUGCCUCAUCUAAGGCAUUUGAAGUUUGGUGAUCAGCAUCUAAGACCCACACUGCUCCAUAAUGCUGACUUUAAAAGCUGCUUCUAAAAAAAAAAAAGGUAUCAAAAUUUAACAUUGUAACAUUCAAAUACCAAAUAUUACUUUUUGUUGCUGCAGACUAUAUAUUUUGAAAGGACUACUGCCCUCCUGAUGCUAGAAAAAAAACAGAAAGAAAAUUUGAAUGAUGAAGAGCAACUUCUCUCCAGAAAUAUCCUCAGUGGGGUCUUAGUGGUUUCCAUCCUGUGAACUUUCAGGCUAAAAUGUAGAAAUUAGGUGCUAUUUUCUUCUAGAUCAGGAUGAGAGAAAGAGUUGCAGGGAAUUAGUGAAUGCGUAUGACAGGUUGUGGCUGUGGCAGUUCAAGGCUGAAUAGGAUAUAAAUAGGGGAAAUCUGUAUUUUGGUGAGGUUUAGGCAUAGUUUUAAUAGUGCAAAAGUUUUCUAUGAGAAAGUUGACUGAAUUAGAAGACUUCUCCCCUGAGAACCUGCAGGGGGAUACAUGUGUUUGGACUACCUGUGUGAGCUUGUGACUACUUGAAUCAGUGUUUUCAACCACUAUUUUCCAAGGCCAUUAUGACUGCCUAUUAGCACUUGAAACAGCUCAGGGUGUAAUACAGAACUGUGUCUGGAGACAAGCUAGUAGUGGAAAAAUUAUAUUAUUGAUUUUGUGUUACAUUUAAAGGACAGAUGUUCUAGCAGAGAACCUUUCAGUGCAGUCAAGAAAGCAACUUAUUCAGGUCAUCAUCUCUCAUGUCCUAUUUGCAGGACAUGUGUAGCAGCAGUGUAAAGCUGUAACGUUAAUGGACAAGACAUGAUCUUUAUCAGUGAAGUAUUCUUUAAUUUCAAGUAAAAUUUUGUGUAAAUUAUAGCUUGGCUUUACUUCAGCUGUCAACAGCCAUUGCACCCUGAAAUUUGCAAUGGAGAUUCUGAGGAAACUCCAUUAGCACUACCCCAGCUGUCUUACUGCUUCAGUUCUCUUCUGUUUGGACAGAUUGCUAAAGAGCACUUAGGCUCUUAAACUAAAUCUAUAUGUUUUCUUUAGUACAGCGUCAUAGUACAAAAUGCCACAAGUCUAAAAAUGAGAUUCUGCCAUUAUUGAAAUGUUCUAAAGAGGAAGGCAGACACAAGUAGAAAUGAGUUUCAUCUUUGGAAUAACGGGUUUGACAUUCAGUAGUAAAACUUGAUCUCUCUGGUUUGCAAAGGGUGCAAGCAUUUAUCUAAAAAUUCUGAUUCUUUUCAAAGUCGCAGCAAAAUGGUCUUUCCCCUCAACACCUGUUCCACACACCUAGGAUGGGCCUUCAAGGAAUCUUCAUCUGAUAGCUAGAAGGUCAUAUGCUAGAUCUAGGAUUCACCAUGUUCUCCACAUUUUUAUGGUAACUAUAGUCUUUUGGAUUCUGGGGCUUUUGAAAUCCUGAAGCUUUGUGCACAGUGAUGAAGAAGGAUUUGGAAGCAGAAGCAUUUAGUAAGGGCUGGUCACACCGGGCUGGUCUGCCAGUCACACAAUGUUCCUCCAUUGCCUACAGGCUCAGAUCUCUGUUAGGGAGAGCUCCUGCGCUACCCAUCAUCAGAGCCUCUUGAGCAUGUUGUACUACUUUAUGAGUGUGAUCAGUCAGACUUCAUUAAAGAUAUGUAUCCCACUUGCUUCAAACAUUUUCAGAAGCAGAUCUUUUCUGAUGUCAGUUAUUUUGUUGGGGGUAUAUGCUGAAUCAAUCCAAAUUACUAGUUGUGCUUACAAUUGUACUACAAGCGAUAAUCCGUUAAUGUCAGGAAAUUAAAACAGAAGACAAGCAUGUUCCAAAUAAUUAAUGACACACAAGAGUCCCUAGCACGGAGCCCUGAAUUAGAAGUAAAAUAUUUCCUGUUACAGUGCUGAAGAUCAUUUUACAAAUGACCCUGUUUGGACAGAGCCACAGUCCAAUAUGAUAGUUGUUUACUAAUCAGUUACUCUGUUGUUUCUAUGCUUUUAUUAUGACACCAUUAUGAAUUAUGAGUACAGUCUUCACUGUAAGUUCAGGGAAGGUUGAAUCUUAAAUUCUGAGAGAUGUCUGCUAGUUCUACUGCUGUUCCCUUAGGUACUGCAACACUUUCUGUUCAUCAUUAAAUGUAAAACCUCGUUUCUUCAGCUAUUGUGAGUUUAGUUAAACAGCUUAAGGUGUUUACCACAUAUUAAAAUAAUUAUUAGUAUACAUAGACAUUUCAAAUCCUGUCAGGUCUUCUAGCUUUCCUUCCUAAGAACACUUACUGUAGUUUCUGUAAAGGAAUAUUUUCUUUAAUUUGUUUAUUUUGAAGUUUGACAACUAUGCUGUGGGCUUUUGCACAUAAGAUAGUACUCCCUGGAGGGAAAAAAAGGAAAAAAUGGCUUUAAAACAAUAUUAAGGAUAGGAUUUAUCGAAAUCAGUCUGAUACAAUGGCUUCUGCAUUCCACAACAAAAUCCUUCAAAAUGCCAUGUCCUGACAUACUGACUUGUGACAGCAAGCUGCUGCAUCCUGUCCCCAGCAUGAGCCAUGCCCUUGUUGCAGCCCACCUCAGGAGUCGGGGAUGGGUUCCUUCCAGCCAACACAGAAUCCUGAUGGAUGGAAGACCACAAUGGCCAUUCCUAACUGGGUCAUUUUAUAUUGAAAAAAUACAUUCAGAGAAUAUACUUAGGACUUAACCAGAGGAGAAAAACAAGUUUGACAGCUAUAGUAAGUGACUAGCAUUAAUGUCUUUGCAAAGUAGGUACUCCCCCUGACACACCUUUCUCUAAAUAAGAAUGUUGCUAAACCCUGUGACAGCAUUUCCAGGGUAGCUGUGUUUGACAAAAGUAGUGAUAUUCUGGUUUGAUUUGUACAGAGAUCUUGCAGUGUGUAAAUAAGUAUAAAAGUAUUUUGGUUGCAACAACAAACAAUUGUAAAAGGAAUUCAUCGGGCUACAGAGCUAAAACAAAAGCAGUUGAAAAUGGGAGGACUGUUUUGGUUUUGCGUGUAAAAUAUGGAGGGCAUUGUAAGAAAAUCUCUUAACACAGGCUGCUUUCCUACCUAUUUGUAUCAUAAUUGCUGCUACUGUAAAUGUACAUGAACAUACAAAGAUUACCAAGAAUUUUUAUUAUAAAACUCACACACAUAUUAAAAUGUGUAUUCUGCAAACAACCUAAUAAUUACAACUUUCUAUAUGUAUAAUUUUGUAGCAUUUGUUAAUACAGAAGACAACCAAACCAAAUACUUCAGUGCCUUGCACAUUUCACAGUUCACCAUAUUAACUGGGGGAAAAAGUAAAGUCUCAAAUCACAAGCACCCCCAGUUUUCACAAAGCUUUGUGUCAUAGUUAGGGUUCUCUUCAGUUAAAAUACAUUACAUCUACAAGUUGUGGAACUAACUGAAAGCUGACAACUUCUGAAUUUUUUGGAACAUGCAUCUUGAAUUAGUAAUAUAAUGGAAUUUCUCUUGAAUGUAUUGUUUCAGGUGAACUUUGAUUUACAUAUUUGUAUCUAUUUCAACAGAAAUCUUGAUACCUGUCAAAAAUACAUAAUAUUUUUUAAAAGAUAAUGCCACUAACCAAUGCUUAGGUAUUUGGCAAUUAAAUUGACACUAUUUUCAGAUUGUCACUAUGUUUCAUUAGAGCCAUAAAAUCUUUGUUGUGUUACAGAAAGUCUUUACCAAUUGUUUUUCCAAGCAUGGCCUUCUAGUAUACAAAUGAAGUUGGUAAUUCUGUCUUAUGAAAAACUUCUCUGAAGUUUUUAUCACUUCAGACCAUUAUAAGUUAACCAUUUUCUAGUAAUUAAACCACAAUGUUUCUUUAUGUUAACAAAACCAAAGUCUUGUUUGAAGUAACUGGUAUUUUGUAUAAAUAUCUGUACAGAUAACAGACUCUGUAUUUGUACUAUAGAUUAUGUAGAUUUUGUUUUAUAAUAAAUACUUGUAAAAUAUUU
Messenger RNA from Apus apus (common swift), 11851 nucleotides. RefSeq names its product LDL receptor related protein 5 (gene LRP5). Gene Ontology annotation, molecular function: Wnt receptor activity; Wnt-protein binding. The record is from RefSeq and is a predicted model, not a curated record. The coding region runs from base 87 to 5051 and encodes 1654 amino acids. The transcript has 24 exons. NCBI's taxonomy places the organism in Eukaryota, Metazoa, Chordata, Aves, Apodiformes, Apodidae. Gene Ontology annotation, biological process: canonical Wnt signaling pathway.